Messenger RNA from Syngnathus acus (greater pipefish), 2512 nucleotides. RefSeq names its product POU class 6 homeobox 1 (gene pou6f1). The coding region runs from base 401 to 2269 and encodes 622 amino acids. Gene Ontology annotation, molecular function: DNA-binding transcription factor activity, RNA polymerase II-specific; RNA polymerase II cis-regulatory region sequence-specific DNA binding. Gene Ontology annotation, biological process: regulation of transcription by RNA polymerase II. The record is from RefSeq and is a predicted model, not a curated record. The transcript has 12 exons. Lineage: Eukaryota; Metazoa; Chordata; Actinopteri; Syngnathiformes; Syngnathidae.
UAAGAGCGCCACGGCGCCUCUCAACUCACGGCAGACAUUUUCAAUGCAAUAUUUUUUUUCUUGCAUAAAUUAUGUUCAUGACGUAGUGGCAAAAAGAGCACAUUUCUGUCGAUUCCCACCGAGUUUGUGCCUCACAUGGAAUCUUGUGAGGCGCCUGGAGGCUUUUUUGGAGGGUGGGGGGGAUGAGCCGAAGUGUUGGCAUCGCGGCGAGGCGAGACGAGAGGCCAGAUCCCCCAAAACAUUGCAGCCCUCCUUCUUAUCAAUGCAAAUGGCUUUUGUGUGUGCAGCCACUGCGCCUGUCUGGGAGCUGAGAUGCAUUUUUAAUUAGCUGCGACUGAACCAAACUGUGACAAGGACAUUUUUGAACCGCGCAGGAGGAUAGAGGUGGUGCAGCCAAGCCAUGAAGUCUCAGGACCUUCCUGUCAGAGAUGCCCCGCUUGCUGUCAACGAGCAGGUCAUCGUGAUGUCUGGCCACGAGACAAUUCGUGUGUUAGAAGUCGGGGUUGAUGCGUCUCUGUCUUCAUCGGUACCUGAAGGGAAGACAAGUGAGGGCAAAACAGAGGGGGGAGGGACUCAACCUGAGGGUUCCCGCCCACGCAAUGACAAUGCUGGAUCCCAGAACUUUGAGGAAGUCGUAGCUGGCAAACAGCAAGCGUCAUCAGGAGAAGCUCCAGCUCACGCUGUCCAUACCCUCGGUCCAACUGUGCCCAUCAGUGUAUCCUUGCCGCAGCCUCCCAUGGCCACUGUGCCCGUCACUGUGCAAGGUUGUCCGCAGGUUCUAUCACAAGAAAAUCUGGCCACUCUGAUGACUGGCAUGUUGGCCCAGACAGGCUCGCUGGGCCAGCCCCUGCUCAUCCCCAUCAGCAUGGCAGGCUCCAUCGGUGGCCAGGGCGGUCUGGCUGUUCUCACCUUGCCCACUACCAGUGUGGCCACAUUGUCUGGACUCGCCGCUGCUGCCGCCACGCAGCCCGCUAACCUCCUUAAGAUGCCCUUUGCUGGCCUUCAAGUUUACUGCGACAGUUCUAAAUUCAGUUCAGGCUCCUCUACAAACCAGCACGCUGUUCCAGGCUCCGGCAGGUUCCAUCCAGCAAACUUGCGGCUUGACGUCUCAGUCCACACCGGCUACGAUCAUCUCUGCCGCCCAAGAGGCAGCUGCUCAUGCCACACCAGCCGCAACCGUGGCCCAGUCCAACAUAUCGGUGGCUGCACUGGUGAGGAAGACGAAACUGAGAUUCACCCCAACUAUUGCGCUCAGAUCAAUGCUGCAUCUUUAGGAGCACAGACCCAGUUUCUCAGUUCCCUCACCUCCAGUCCUAUCAUCACCAACGCCAUGUCCAACAUGGCGGGCAUCACAAGCCAGAUCCUAACAACCACACAGGGCCAGGUUAUAGGAACUCUUCCUUUUUUGGUGAACCCGGCCUCCCUGGCCGGGGGGGCUGCCACUUCGACCCUCCCCCUCCAGGGUCUGCAGGUCCAGACGGUCACCCCGCAGUUGCUGCUGAACACCCAGGGUCAGAUUUUUGCUGCGGUCGGGAACGGAGCUGCCACGGUUGCGGCUUCUACCGCUGUUCUGCCCAAAGCUGCAGUGUCACCCGCACCUUCCAAACCAACAUCACAGACGCCGGCAACAGCUGCCACUCAGUUGCCGGUUGUCAUCGCCCCGCAGCCGUCGGUACUCAAAAGCUCCACCUCGUCAUCCUCAUCGCUCCCCAUUACCUGCGGCGAGAUGGCUAAAGUGGGCCAGCUUGUCAGCAAGCCCCAUCAGGCUGCCAGCAAUGAGGAAGGCAUCAAUCUGGAAGAAAUACGUGAGUUUGCUAAGAAUUUCAAAAUCCGGCGGCUAUCCUUGGGAUUGACGCAGACUCAAGUGGGACAGGCACUGACUGCCACAGAGGGCCCGGCCUACAGCCAAUCCGCCAUUUGCAGGUUUGAAAAGCUGGACAUCACCCCGAAGAGUGCCCAGAAGUUGAAGCCAGUGUUGGAGAAGUGGCUUGCCGAGGCCGAGCACUGGAACCAAAAAGGUCAGCAGAACCUGAUGGAGUUUGUCGGCGGCGAACCGUCAAAGAAACGCAAGCGGCGCACCAGUUUCACGCCUCAAGCCAUCGAAGUCCUCAACUCCUACUUCGAGAAGAACUCGCUGCCCACAGGGCAAGAGAUCACGGAAAUCGCAAAGGAGCUAAACUACGACCGAGAGGUGGUGCGGGUUUGGUUCUGCAACCGACGACAGACGCUGAAAAACACCAGCAAGAUUAACAUUUUCCAGGUCCAGUAGAAAAUGGAAUUUGCAAAUUUUGUUGUAAAUACCCCAACAUGAAGUUACACAUUAUUUAAGACUCAGUGCUACAAUACUAAAGUGAGUUCUUGGGUUCUAAGGCUGAGUGUACGAGUGUGUACGGUCCUUCUAUUAAUGGCAACAUACACGCAGGUAAGUCACGUCAAUUUGUUAAGUGGCAUUGUUGUUCGUUAUUGAGUUCAGUGGAACCUCUAAAGUGGAACACUUAAAUGUUAUUUUCGG